AGGAGUUUCUGAUUUUUGACUACAAUCAAAGCAGGUUCUUCACUUUGCUUUACAUGUUCUUCUUCUUUGACUGCUUGUUUUACUUGUAAGAGUCCUCUGCCACCUGAUUUUCUAGGCAGAUAUAGCCGGUCAACAUCACUGUGAGGGUGCAGUGAAUGAUGAAUGGUCAUGAGUUUUCUUGUUUUUCUGUCCAAAUUGUCCAGUUCUGCCUGUGUCUAGUUUAUAAUGCCAAUAUCUUUCAUGUCACCAAUAUGUCAAUGUCACUAAUAAGCUACAGAUUUAAUAAUGUAGCAAGAGAUUUCUUAAGUGACAUAGGAAUUCGAGAUAUGUCUGUUCUGGUUGUAGCUGCAGUCCAACUGUAAUCUUGGUUCAUAUUGUAUAUAGUUGAUAUACAAAUUACUACACAGGACUAUUGCCAUAACAUAUCUCAGAAACCAAACAUAAUGUAGUAAAAGCUAUCUUGAAGACUUCACUGCCCAAGAAAAGUGAAUUUAUUAAAAUUAAAUCUUGUAUUCCUCAUCCUACAGGAAAUAUCAAGAUACCGAAAACAGCAUGAGUAACUUUACUUCCACAUCCUCCUUUCUGUUGCUGGAAUUCUAAGAUAUGAGAGAACUACAAAUCUUAUCCUUUUUUGUCUUCCUAUCAUUCUACUUGACUGCAUCAAUAGGCCACCUUCUCAUUAUCACUGUAGUUGCAGUUGAUUCCCAUCUUCACACUCCCAUGUACUAUCUCCUAUUUAAUUUGGCCAUGUCGGACAUUGGAUCAAUUUCUGUCAUGGUGCCCAAGGCCAUGGCUAUGUCUCUUAAGAAUGAUAGGUCAAUUACUUAUGCUGGCUGUGUUGCUCAAGUUUUCUUUUUUGUUUUCUUUUCAGCCUCAGGUUAUAGUGUCCUAACUAUUAUGGCUCAUGAUCGCUAUGUUGCAAUCUGCCACCCUCUCCACUAUGAGAGAAUCAUGCACAAAGGAGCCUGCCUACAGAUGGUAGCCAUUGGGCUGAUUGCUAGUCUUAUUUAUGCCACAUUACACACCUGUGGCACCUUUGGAAAUACUUUCUGUUCCAAUAUUGUCAAUCAAUUCUUCUGUGAAAUUCCACAAUUAAUAAAGCUGUCCUGCUCAGGUUUUUCCAUAAUGGAAACUGGGGUUCUUAUCCUGUCAUUUAGUAUAGCAUUAGGGUGCCUUAUUUUCAUCAUCAGAUCAUAUGUACAGAUCUUUGUUGUUGUGCUUCGAAUUCCUUCUUCACAAGGUCAGAAAAAAGCCCUCUCCACUUGUGUUCCCCACCUCACAGUUGUCAUAAUGUUGAUAGCCAGUGGGGUCCUUGUCCAUGCAAGGUUUACUGCUGACUCUUCUAAUUUGGAUAUAGUUUUGUCCAUGGUAUAUACCAUAAUUCCUCCAAUGUCAAACCCAUUCAUAUAUAGUGUUAGAAACAAAGAGGUCAAGACUGCUUUACGAAAUCUGUUGCAUGUUGCAAUUUCCUAUAAAAACAUACUUAAAGUUGUUCUGUGA
Messenger RNA from Anolis carolinensis (green anole), 1500 nucleotides. Its product is annotated as olfactory receptor 14C36. The record is from RefSeq and is a predicted model, not a curated record. Lineage: Eukaryota; Metazoa; Chordata; Lepidosauria; Squamata; Anolidae. Gene Ontology annotation, cellular component: membrane. Gene Ontology annotation, biological process: G protein-coupled receptor signaling pathway. The transcript has a single exon. The coding region runs from base 604 to 1500 and encodes 298 amino acids. Gene Ontology annotation, molecular function: olfactory receptor activity; odorant binding; G protein-coupled receptor activity.